Molecule: messenger RNA, 1958 nt
Organism: Ricinus communis (castor bean)
Lineage: Eukaryota; Viridiplantae; Streptophyta; Magnoliopsida; Malpighiales; Euphorbiaceae
Product: serine/threonine-protein kinase WNK1
Exons: 3
Coding region: 178-1767 (529 amino acids)
Source: RefSeq, a predicted model, not a curated record
CCUCUUGUUAAACGGAGAUACGGAGCGCCGUUUCAAAUCCUAUAGCUGGUAAAUAGACACGGAAGAAAGGAACAAAGCGGAGUCGGAGAUGAAAUGAUCCUUUCGAAAGCCAAAACAAACCUUUAUUGAUCUCUGAGUACUGAGAGUAAAUAAAGAUUCUUUAAAUUGCAAAGAUAGAUGAAUUCUUUGAGCUACAUGGAUAAGCAAAUCACUGAAUUUCCCAAUUCUCAAAAACCAACUUUCUUUAACGAUGACGAUGAUAAAGAAACAGAGGAAAAUGAUGAUCAAGAUCAUAGCUUUCACUUCCACCCAUUUCACUCUUUACAGUCCUCUACCAAAGCUCUAGAUGGGAUACACCUCAGGGGUUGGAGUUCAAUGGACCAUAUUGCUUCUAAUAAAUUAUCUGAUAACGAAGUUGGGACUUCCAGCAACGCAGAAUUGAUUUCCAGGAUUGAUCAAAAGUUGAAAGAACAUAUAGAUAUUUUGCUACAUUCAGUGGAGUAUCUAAGUGCACGAGUAUCUCAGAUGGAAACUAGAGUGCGCCAAGUAGAAAUUUCCUUUGAUGGUUUGAAGGAAUCAAUUGAAUUUAACCAUGGAAAAACUGAUGGAAAGCUAUGGGAACUAGAGAAUAUUCUAACAGAGGUUCAUGGUGGUAUCAAAGAUUUGAGGGAUAAACAAGAGAUAUCAGAGGCUCAAGUUCAGAUGGCAAAGCUUCAAGUAUGCAAGGAUGCCCAACAACUGGAAAAGCAAAAUAGCAUUGUUCAACUGAGUUCACAUACAGAAGCAUCAUCAUCAGUUUCUCAGCAAUCCAACCAACCACUGGCAAUUCCAGUUGUUUGUCCACAACUCGCUCUUGCUUUCUCUUCUAGUAUGUCAAACAUGCCUCUGCAAAAUCAUUGUCCAACAACACCUGCAGCCCCACGGCUUGCCACACCUUCAGCUUCUCACCUGCACAUUGUUGCAGCAACAGCACCACAGGUUCCUACUCAGUUACCCCAGAACGCCAUUCCCUCUGUUUCUCAGCAAGAACCUUACUACCAACUGCCAAUUUCAACUCCAGGAACCAGUCAUCAACAAUAUGUGCCUCCAACUCAGCAGUCACAGCAAUCACUUCAUCUUCAUCAGCCUUAUCAACCACCACCUCAUCUUCCUUUAAACUCACAUCCACCUCAGUUGCAUCAAGUGCGCCUACCCAUCACAGUUGUUGAUCCUCGAGUCAACAGCUAUCAUCCUGAGGAACUUCCUUAUGCCCCAUCUCAUGGCAUACAGAAACCCUCUCAGUUGCAUGACAGGCCUCACCCUCCCCAAGUUUUCGAUGUUGGUUCUACUCAUCGAACACAUGGUUGUCAACCCUCAAACUUCUUUGAUUCAGAAUCUGCUUCUGCAAAUCUGAGAGGACAGGGGCUACAACCACGAGGAUAUGAUAAUACUGGGGAUUAUUAUUAUAUGCCUACUCACAGUGGCACUUCAACUUUGAAACCCUUGCAACCAUCAUUAUCUCCUCCAGUCACCACUGAUGAUCUAAAUUACUCAAGAUUACCAACUGCCCGCACAUUACCUCAUGCUAUUCCAACGGCUUCUGCUGUAGACGGUGGAUCAAGCUCUGGAGGGAGUGGAAACAGGGUACCUGUUGAUGACGUUGUUGAUAAGGUUGUUGGUAUGGGAUUCCGUAGGGACACAGUCAGAGCAACAGUGAAAAAACUGACAGAGAAUGGACAGUCAGUCGACCUGAAUGUCGUGCUGGAUAAGCUGAUGAACAAUGGGUAACCCCAGAAUUCUUGGUUGGCAUUGAAGCGUUGUGCUGCUAUCAAAUGUUGUGUUUGAUAUUGUUCUUUAAGGCUAUAUUGAGAGGUUUACACCGUAUCUUUUUAGUUGUUUGGUAAGUUGGAAAAUGUAACUGGCACAGAUAUUUGAUUGUCGAUUGUGAAUGUGCAUAUCUUAGUUGCCGUUCCUGUGCA